AAUCUAUCAUAAUAAUUAUAGCAAAAUAAUAUUUAGUAUAAUUCAUAGGAAAGACAUACAUAAAUAUAUAAAUAGAGUGAGUAACUAAGUACUUAGAUACAAAGAUAGAUAAUUAUUUUGAACAUAGAAUAGCUUUUAUUUAAAUAGAAAUAAUACCAGGACUAUUACAUGGAAAAGGACCCUCUUGUACAGGCAGAAAUAAUUAGCAUAUUAAGCAAGAAAAUUGAAGAAAGAACUGAUACUGAGUGGCAAUUGCUAUAUAAUUAUACAUCAAGCAUUUCCUUUUUUUAAAAAUAUGUCAUCUCAGGUUAUAAAAAUAUCCCUUAGGAAUGCUGCAAAGUUCUUUAACCCCUUGAAAUGAAGAAAGGAGACAUCGUUUUUUAUAUUAAUACUGAAGGCAACAAGUUUUACAUCAUAAUUUAGGGAGAGGUAGGACUCUUUACUAAAAAAGUAGAAGAAGGUCCAGGCAACAAAUUUGACAAUUUAGUGCAAGUCAAAAAUUUAGAAGAUGGCGAUUACUUUGGUGAGCUAGGCUUGCUCAAUUUUAAGACUAGGUCAGCUACUGUUUAGUGCUUGACAGACUGCUUUUUCGCUGUGAUUGAUAAAGCGAGCUUCGACAAGAUAUUAAAAAAGCUAGAAUAAGAUAUUUUAUAGGAAAGAAUUGAUGCGUUUGGUAAUGAAAAUCCCCUCUUAAAAUUUAGCUCGAAGCACACAAUAAAGCAGCUCUACUUCAAUGCCAUUUUCAAAAAGUAUGCUCCAAAUGAGUUUGUAAUAAUCAGUGGUGACUCUCUAGAGGCAAUAUUCAUCAUAAAAUCUGGGUAGUAUAAGCUGGUGAAAGAAUACAACAGAAAGACGAUAUUAAACGAGGAUUAAGAAAUAGACGAAGAACAUGAAGAGAAAGAAUACUAAGUUUUGAAUUAAGAUAAGUACUUUUUGCAGCUUUAGAAACAGAAGAAAAAACUUAUCUCAAUUUUAGAUUUGGGAAAGGGACAGAUAUUUGGAUAUGAAGACUUUCUAUAAAAAAACAGCGUUUAUAGCUACGGAAUUGUGUGUAAAGAAGCAGGUGAAGUGAUUAUGAUCAGGGCAAAUGAUUUUAGAAAAAGGCUAAUGUCAGACAAGUUAACUAUGAUUUACCUCAGGCAAUAGAUGAAUCUAUAAAUAAAUUACAUAUAACAUAGAGAAGCUACGAUUGUUCGCAGUAUGGAAGGUUUUACACAAUAUUAUUUUGAAUAGGAUUCUUAACAGGAUAAAGCUGAGCUUAUCACAAAAAUGUGCGUUAAUUCAUCUGGAAUCAAGCUUGAUAUUCCUAAAACAAUUGUUGAAAAAGCUAAGGCUUAGGAAAAAGAAGACAAACAAUUUAAGUACAAUAAAGUUCACUCUAAGCUUUCUCAUUUCAAAGAUGAAUUGAGCUAGGACUUUAAGAGCAAAAUUGUAAAAAAUUAUCACGAAAAAUUUGGAAAUACUGAAAUGUCUAAGCUUAAAGUUCAUGUUCCUCAGGAAAUAGUCUAAGAAGUUAAUUAUAAGUUGAAUAAACAGAAAAAACUAAAUGUAGAAAAAUCACCUCCUUAGUUAAGCAACUCUGUUUUAGACUAUGUCAAAUUUAAGACAGGAAAUAUUGGUUAACUCAUUUAAAAUAAGAGCUAGUCUUCAUUAAUUUCUUCUACUAAAGAAUUUAGCACUCCAAUUUAAAUUUAAUCUGCAACAAUUGAAUUCAAAAAUUAAUCACUUUAAAAUUCUCCAACUUUAGGAUAUUUACAAUCUCCUAUGUUAUCUGCGAAGAGUCACCAUCAAGAUUACAUCUCUGAAUCACCAAUUAAAACUACUUAAUCAUCUAAGCGAUUCCUUUUUGUAAGUUAAAAGGCACUGCACUCAAAUAUCUCUCUACCCUAGUCAAUUGAGGAAAUAGAUGAGUUAUAAAAUAAAACUUAGUCUAAGAUAGAAAAUUAUUCUUAGUUUAAUUUGAAUUCACAAUAAGAUAAAAGAGUUAGACAUCAAUCAGAACUUAUUUAAAUUUAGAAUUACGAAAUCAAUAGCAACGACUUAAAAGAAAAUAGACCUUAAUUCUAUUAAGAUUUAUAAACAGGGAACUAAUAAGUCUGGGGAGAUAAUUAUAAUUUCAACAAAAAGACUCAUUCGUUUCACAGCGAAAGCAACAGACAAGUAAAUAAUAUAGAUGAAAAAAAUAUAUUUGGAGAAGAAGAUUAGUCAAGUAAAAAUGAAUUGAAAUAACCCUAAAAUAAAUAAUAAAAACUUUAAAUCUUUGAAUCAAUUCAUCUAAAAAAGAAGAAAAAUCUUAAGAAUACAAACUCAAUGCAUGAAGCUUAAAAAAUAGAAUCCAUCUAAGAAAAUAAUUUUGAUUUAGAAGAUUUAAAUAACAACAACAACAAAUAACUUUAAAUUAAGAUAACUUAAGAUUCAAACUUUAAUUCAAAUAAAAACACUCAUUAGUAAGUAAGCGAUUCACCUAAUCUUUCAAGCAUAUAGUGGAGCAUUCAAUAAGCUCAAAUUGCAUAAACUCCAAUAAGUUUAUCAUAAAACAACAGCUAGAUUUAAAUCGAAUAGAUCGCAAACAAUAAUAUUGAGAAAAUAUCUUAAUAAAAUAAAUAUAAUAAUAUCAUUAAUAAUAUUUAAAGAAAUAAUACUCUCAGUCCUAAUUUUUCUUACUCUCCAAGCAAUAACAAUAAUAAUAUUACCAAUAAAAUUUAAUAACUCUAACACUCUAAUAGUAAUGAUUCUAAUUAAUCACACAAAUCUAAAGGUAACUCUAAUUACUGCUCUUUGUUUAAGCCUUAUCAACAAAAUCAAGCAAGAUACAUUUCUUCUACAUUUUCCCAAGUUGAUAUUUCUAACAUUGAAUCGAAUAAAAAUUCUCUCAAAGAUAAAUAUUUGGAAAAAGAAGUUAAAUAUAUGAUAUCCUCUGGGGUUAAGAAAAAUCAUAUUUAGAAACCAAAAUACUUGCAAACAACUUCUGCUUCAUCGUUAGGUUUAAGCAGAUAGGGAAAUCAACUAGACUAAUAAGAGAAGGACAACGAAAUGUCUAACAAUUCUGUUUUAAGCCCACUAAAUUCCCAAAAUCAUUACUAAAUUUCGAUGCAAAAUUUCGUUGAAAGCAAUAUUUACAAUUAAAGUAACUCAAACCUGUCAUAAAAUCAAAUCAAUAAUAAAACUGAAAAUUUUCAUCUAUUCACCAACGAAAAUCUCCAAGAUGUCAACAAUUAAAAGACUGAUGAUAUUAAAAAACAUCUCAUUUCUAAUAUGUAAAGCAAAAGCUUGGUAUAUGGUAAUGGUAUUAGCAAUAGCUAUUUUAACAGCUUAAAGAGAGACUCAACAAAUUCAAUACCUAUUUAUGAAAUAUAAGAAUAUCCUUUUUAAGAGCAAUCCAAAAACAAUGAUAAAUUAAAUAAACAAAGCAGCAAAAACAAUAUUUCACUUAUAAGCUAACGCAUUCACUCACAACAAAAUUUAAAGAGAAUGCAAACUUUUUCUCCAUCCAAAAAACAAGAAACAUUGAUCUUUAAUUCUCGAACUUCAUUUGGAGAUAUAGUAAAUGCAAAUCUAAUAUCUGAAGAAGCAAAGAAAAAUCCUUCUCAAAUUAUUAUUGAUAUGCUCUCAUAGGUAGAAAAUAUUAAUUCUUGUAAGCCAAAGUAAGAUAACAAAAUAUUUUACAGAAGUUCAGGAGGAAAAAAGCUUUCUCUGUCAAAGUCAAAACCUGUAUAUAAAUUCGAAUAAAUGGAAUCCGAAGAAAAUAUCAAAAAACUAAGUAAGAAAAACCAAUAAAUGUAAGGCAAUACCGAGUUUACUAUCCCAUAAUUUAAAUCUAAAAGCCAUCUGAAAUUUGAUAGAGCUUUAUCUCAAAUUUUAUCACCUAAAGGUAUUCAACCUGCAUUUAAACUUAAUAACAGCUCAUAGCAAAUAUUCCGCUCUCCUUCUAUGCAGUUGAAGAAAAACGAAGUUUCUCACUUAAAUAACUCAAUAAAUCAAACUAUUUCAACAUCUAAACUGAAUAGCCCUUUAAAAAAUAUUAAUAAUCACAAUCCCUCAUCUGAAUUCAUUAAAACAAAAAGGCCAUUAUCAUCAAUAAAUAACAAAAGCAACAAUUUAUCUUAGAAUUAACAUUUUAAUAGCUAAGUCAAGCUAAGACCUAGCUCUGCUAAACCUAUUGAUUUCUUUUAAAAAAUCCUUAAUAAAAAAUUUGAAUGA
Messenger RNA from Tetrahymena thermophila SB210, 4200 nucleotides. Its product is annotated as cyclic nucleotide-binding domain protein. Lineage: Eukaryota; Ciliophora; Oligohymenophorea; Hymenostomatida; Tetrahymenidae. The transcript is spliced from 6 exons. The record is from RefSeq and is a predicted model, not a curated record.